Molecule: messenger RNA, 1201 nt
Organism: Linum trigynum
Lineage: Eukaryota; Viridiplantae; Streptophyta; Magnoliopsida; Malpighiales; Linaceae
Source: the annotation of a GenBank genome assembly
AUAGUCUUUGCAUAGGUUAAAAGAGCAACCUCUCAUUGGAAGUGGUGAAUCGACUGCUUUAGUCGAGAAGUCAAUUCACUGCUCCAUACUAGAACAAAGUCCAGUAGUGGAAUUUUCGCAUGGUUAACCUUGGUUAGUGUAUGCCGGUGGAGGUUAGCCGCCCGCCAGGUUUUCGAACCAAGAGGGUCUGGAUAACUUCAGGUGAGAGUCCAGACUAGUAAAGAAAAUUAAGCGGUUUAUCUAUCAAUCUGAGUAAUUUGGGACCGUAUAGCCUGAACUAGCUGCACCCUAGGGGGAAUCAUACCCGAAUGAACUUUUGAACAUGAAAAGAACCACACCCUUACUUGCUUUUUGUUUCUUUUGCACUGAAAUCACUACACUCUUUCAGUCCUGCUAGAUAAUAGGAGUUCACUGAGUAGACAGUAGAUCUAGAGCUCGGGUCGAUAAUUAGACAUAACCACUAUUCUGCAUUUCCACUCUGCGAUUAUACUUGGUCGUAGUUUGGUGUUGUGUCGUAGCGUGUCAAGUUUUUUGGUUACUGCAGUUGUUCUACUGCAGUUUAGUGGGUUGUGAUGAUGUGUGGGCGGAUUGGUGGACCAGUGGAUCCAAUUCCCCCAAUUAUUUUGGUUACUAACGGGAUUCGAGGUAUGUUGUUGUCUGUUUUGCUGGAAAAUGGUCAACCUGGACCAUGCCUUUUUCCAGGGCCUCCGGUACACCGACGCCUACGAUGCGGCGUUUGCCAAGAUGAGGGUGGCCGAGAUUGGGUGCCACUACACACUCAAUCUCGCCUAUUCGACCAGUUCCUCUGCCGCGACGCCAUGGCGGCGACCAUCCCUCAUCCCCAAUGGCGCCGCCUGCUCGAGCUCCAGGACGACAUCUACGAUGAGCUCACCCUGGAGUUCUACAACACUUCCACCCACAUCAGGAAAAAGCUGGCUUACCAUGAGGGCGCAGUCAGUUUACGCCUUGGGGGUCACCACCACAGUUUGAGCUACCACGAGUUUAGCACAACCCUGGGCAUGGACUCCACUCACAUGCACGAGGUCGAGCCAACCUUUUCGCAGGCCGACUACCGGGGUUCUACAAGCGGAUCUGCGUGCACCUCCCAUACGCGCACAACCGAACCAGAGCCACCUAGCUUCAUUGUAACUAUCCCAACCAAACAAUCACCAAUACCAAACAAGAAAAUGGAUGUAUUGAG